AUGUCAUCCUCCCCGCACCCCAACCUCGACGCCCUCCAGCGCGACGGCUUCGUCGUCAUCCGCAACCUCCUCACGCCCUCCGAAGUCACCCACUACCGCACCAUCGCCACAGCAGCAACCACCAAAACCCGCUCCGGCGGCUGGCCACACUUCCGCACUGUCCCCAAACAAUUCCCUCCCUGGCCAACAACCCCACCCCCAGCCUCGGAAGGCGGCAUCUGGGGUGUCCAGCACCUGAUGCAUCCCGAAAUGCCCGGCCGCGAAGACUUUGCCAAAUGCUACUUCUCCGAGUCCAUUCUGUCCGUCGCAGGUGAACUAAUGGGCGUGUCCACCGGCACAGGCGACAACGAACCCCUCGUCAUGGAACUAUUCAACCUCCUCGUUGCGCCGGAAACAAAGGACUUUGAAUUACGCUGGCACCGCGAUGAUAUCUCCGAAAAGUGCUCUGCCGAAGAAGAACUCAGCCAACUCGCAGCAAAGUCCCCGGGUGGUCGCCAGAGCCACGCACAAUAUAACCUCGCGCUAUGCCCGGACGCAUCGCUCAUCGUAAUCCCGGGCUCGCACCGGCGCGCGCGCACAGAUAUCGAGCGGAACGCGGAUCCCUACGAGUCCGUUCUUCCGGAUCAAUUGGUCGUGCAGCUGCAGCCGGGUGAUGCGGUGUUUUACGAUAGUAAUAUCUUGCAUCGGGGGGUGUACAAGGGGAAGGCUGAGGGUGGGGAGGAGAGUCGGUUGACGUUGCAUGGGAGUUUGGGAUUGAAGGCGGCUGAUGCGGCGGAUGCGGAGUCGAAGAAGGUGCGUGCUACGGCGGUGUUGCAGCAUGGAGUUGGGGCGUGGGUGAAUCGCGAGGAUGCGGCGUUUGGGCUUGGUGAGAGGCCUGAGAGGAUGAGGGCGAAUUUGGUCGCGAUGGGGAGUGGGGAGGGUGUUGGGUAUUCGUUGCAGGGGUAG
Penicillium daleae is the source of this 945-nucleotide messenger RNA. RefSeq names its product phytanoyl-CoA dioxygenase family protein. Lineage: Eukaryota; Fungi; Ascomycota; Eurotiomycetes; Eurotiales; Aspergillaceae. The record is from RefSeq and is a predicted model, not a curated record. The transcript has a single exon. The coding region runs from base 1 to 945 and encodes 314 amino acids.